This is a messenger RNA of Musa acuminata AAA Group (dessert banana), 814 nucleotides long. RefSeq lists its product as uncharacterized. Bases 140 to 793 code for a protein of 217 amino acids. The transcript has 8 exons. NCBI's taxonomy places the organism in Eukaryota, Viridiplantae, Streptophyta, Magnoliopsida, Zingiberales, Musaceae. The record is from RefSeq and is a predicted model, not a curated record.
CGGCAACCAUACCCUCAAAACAACGCUUUCUAUUAAUUGGGAUAAAGAAGAGGAAUUGACCAGCGGGCAGAGAGGGAGGGGGGAAACCAAGGCAAGGUCGAAACGAAGGGAAGCUGGGGGCAGAUCAGAUCAAAGCAUCAUGGCGCUAUCGUCGUCCCCGCUUCGACCGAUCUCUCUGUGCGCGAGUCCCUUUCGCGGCCGCCAGACCAAACCCCCAUCUGUGAUUCCAUCCAUCAGAGCUUCGUCUUCCUCGGACGUCCCCGUUCCCGACUUCCUCUCCUCCGAUUGGCUUGAAUCCCGCAGGAAAAGACCUUUUGGCCCUAGGCUGGAAUUUAGUGCAGAAGAAGCGGUAAAAUGGCAGCUUGAUGCAUUAAAAUACAAUGAUCAACCUCGUCAAGACUAUGGGAUAGAGGUCAUGUACAGGUUUGCUGGAUUUGAUCCUUUUGAAAGGUCAACCUAUUUUGGACCAUUCUUUGACCUAGGACAGUUUGAACGCUUUCGACGAAUAUUUCACCAUUCGACUUACCGGGUCUUGCUUGGUCACAAGGAAAGGAGAAUCUUGAGCAGUUUGUGGGUUGAAGAGCAUGCCAAAACAAUUUACUCUGCCUUGUUAUUUCAUGGCACACAUGCACCCCAAAAGAACCGAUUUAAGCAAAGAGUAUGGAUACAAGGCUCUCGCCCAGAGGAGGAAGAGAUCUUUCAAUUUACAAUGGUUCAGAGGAUAGGUGGUUCCUGGGAUGGUUACUGGUUAACCGAGAGCUUGCUUCAUGAUGGGGAUGGAUUUUCAGAUUAGCUUGAGUGUUUGAAAGUUGAA